GUCGCCUACGUCACCGACGUCAGUUCCGCCUCGCAGACCCCGGAUGAAGCUGCCAUUGGGGCAAGUGAGCAGGGCCACCGAGGCUGGUUGGAUUUUAAUUUAACGGUGAGGGGGUCGGAGCGGAUUGAAGCCCCGCAGGAUUAAUGUCGACAGGGCAGCGCGGAGUGCCAGCAGGGCUACGACGAGCAAACUGUCCGCGCCGAACAGAGACAGCGGCUAACAGCUGCUGCUAACUGUGUUUAACUGUUAGCAAAGUAACGCAGAGGAACAGCUUCUCUCUUCUGUCUCAGCUAUUAGCCUCUCAGCACACAGCGGAGUUUUGUGCGGCUCACACACUGAACGUCUUGUCGAGGCUUCAACUGACACAACACCUGGUGGAUGAAUGAUGUCUGCCGCUAGUAUUGACCCUCAGACAUCGAAGGGACAAGAUGCAAGCAAAGCCUUUCCAGUUUCAGUGCAGAAUGGCUCCCUCCACCAGAAGGAUACAGUCCAUGAUAAUGACUUUGAGCCUUAUCUUACCAGUCAGUCUAAUCAGAAUAACAGCUAUCAAUCCAUGACAGACCCGUACCUGUCCAGCUACUAUGCCCCCUCCAUUGGGUUUCCUUACCCGCUCAGUGAGGCUCCUUGGUCUACAGGAGGUGACCCACCGAUCCCCUACCUGACACCCUAUGCCCCCCUCAGCAAUGGAGACCAUCACUUCAUGCACGACACAGUGUUUGGGCAGCCGGGAGGGCUCAGCAGCAGCAUCUAUCCUCACAGGUUUAACUUCUUCCCAGAGAACCCGGCCUUCUCAGCCUGGGGCACCAGCGGUUCUCAGGGUCAGCAGACUCAGAGCUCAGCCUACGGGGGCAGUUAUAGCUACCCACCCAGCUCUCUAGGAGGCACCUUAGUCCCUGAUGGCCAGACAGGUUUUCAUAGUGACACCCUGAGCAAGGCUCCAGGCAUGAACAGCCUGGAGCAGGGCAUGCUGGGCCUCAAAAUAGGUGGGGAUGUGACAGGAGGUGGUUCAGGUUUGAAGAGUGGUUCUGUGAUCGGUGGAGGUGGCAGUGUAGCUGCGGCUGUCGCAACAGGCAACGGUGGCACACCGAUUGGGAUGCCCCCACCGAAACCUACGUCAUGGGCUGCUAUCGCGAGUAAACCUGCCAAGCUGCAGCAGCAAAAGACCAAGAACAAACCUGGACCACCCCUCUGUGGAGCUCUUCCUCCACCCCCCAUUAAACACAACAUGGACAUUGAUACAUGGGAUAACAAAGGGACCAUUACCAAAAUGGCCCCUCCUUUACCCCCCCACCAUCACCACCACCACCACCACCACCAACAGCACCAGCACCAACACCAGCCCCAGCUUCACUCCCAUGCCACCAGUCUCAUACCCCCCCUCCAGCAGUCCCUGCAGUCUGCCCAGUCCCUUGUGCAGCAGAUGACCAUGCAGGGUCCUCCACCUCCUCAACAGUCCUAUCAGAACCACAACUCUGCUCCAACACCUCAGACCCGCUGGGUAGCCCCACGCAACCGCAACUUGUGCUAUGGCGGUGGAAGCUUGGACAGCAGCGGCUCCUCUAACGGCGGUGGUGUUGGUAAUGGGGGUGGAGGGGGUGGGGGUGUGCCCCCAGAGCCGGGAUCAGAGUCCCACCCUGUGCUGGAGAAGCUGCGUGCAGCCCACAGCUACAACCCCAAGGAGUUUGACUGGAACCUGAAAAACGGCCGCGUGUUCAUCAUCAAGAGCUACUCCGAGGAUGACAUCCACCGCUCCAUCAAGUACUCCAUCUGGUGCAGCACGGAGCACGGCAACAAACGUUUGGACUCAGCCUUCAGAGCUAUGAACGCUAAAGGUCCCGUCUACUUGUUGUUCAGCGUCAACGGCAGCGGUCAUUUCUGCGGCGUGGCCGAAAUGCGCUCGCCUGUGGACUACGGCACCAGCGCUGGCGUUUGGGCGCAGGACAAGUGGAAGGGCAAGUUUGAUGUGAACUGGUUGUUUGUAAAGGACGUGCCAAAUAGCCAGCUGCGCCACAUCCGCCUAGAAAACAAUGACAACAAGCCAGUCACCAAUUCACGUGACACUCAAGAGGUUCCUCUGGAAAAGGCGAAGCAGGUGCUCAAGAUUAUUGCCCAGUACAAACACACCACCUCCAUCUUUGAUGACUUCUCCCACUACGAGAAGAAGCAGGAGGAGGAGGAGGUGGUGAAAAAGAGCUAUGAGCCUGCCUCAAUACCGAGCCGAUCCCGACUUGAUCAGGACCGUCAGAAGUAAACAGAAGACGGCUGCCGACGAAAUUUAGAUUCAAAGAGGAAACACGAGGACAUAAAGAAAUUGAAAACUAAUAUUUUUUUCUAGUUCAUUUUGUUGACUUCGGCCCACGUCAAACUCUUGACCCACGUUGCUCCUGGUUCCCUAGUCUUCAAGAUGCGUGCAGGGAUGAAGCUAGUUCCACCAGUCGAAUCGCUUCAAUAAUAUAUAUUUUCUUGUUUUUUCUGUAUUUUUUAGCCUUAUAAAACUUUAUCGCUACCCCGGAACUUGCAUUCUUAAACUAAAUAUAAGUAACAAAUAUCUGCACGUCUGUUUUUUGGAAAUCUCUUGACAACAUGCUGCUGAUAUUCAGUGACUGUUCACUUUGUGGUUUGUGUGUUGGAGAAAUGUUAAGUGCUUGUAUUGGUUAAUCUUAACGAGUGAACAACACUUUAUUGACAAAUGUCUGCUAUCUGUGUGUGGCCAGUUGUAUUUUAUAUGCUCAGAAGAAAAAAAGAAAAAACAACUUCUAUAAAGCCCCUUUUUUUCAAUGUGAGGGGGCGUCUUACGUUGGUGGAGGAAUGUGUACACUGAGAGUUUCUGUAUGCAUAGACUUAAUCGUUCAAGGUUGUGACGUUAGGAAGCGUAAAUGUUAGAAAAAUAUUUUGAAUAAUGUAUCACCUGGCUUAUAAACUGAUUUAAAUUUAGUGGAGAAAAUGUGGGAUUUCGUGUCUCCAGAGUGGAGCCUUAACAUUUCUGUCCAGCACUAGUACAAAAUAAAAUUUGUAAUUUUUUUUUUUUUUUUUUUUUUUUUUCCCAGAAUUGUACCUCAAAAUUUUCAGCUGUAGAGAUUCAGGGAAAAGACGUCUAGAGAUCAAUUGCUCUUAAAGGUGGUCCCUCUCUUUCUUAUUUAAAGGAUGGAAAAAAACAAAUAUACUGUAUGAUUUCAGGUUUUUAUCGACACAAAAUUUGCUUUCUGUCUGAUUCCCCCCCUGUGACUUUCCCUCUGUUCCCCUCGCUGAGGUCUCUGUUAGUGAAAUUCUGGAGGAAAAUGUAGCAUGUACUGCUUUUUAAAAACUCAAGCCAGGCCUGUCACUUCUUUUUUUGUUUUUUUUGUUUCUUGUUCUCUCUUAACAUGAUUAUAAUCUUGGCAUUCUCAUCAUUUUCAUAGCUAUAAUAACCUGUCCACAUCAUCCUCAGACAAUGUAAGCUUUAAUGUACCGGCAUUUCUAACUGAGAUCGCCUCAAAAUGUUUAACUGUAGCAUUAUACUUAACUGAUUUAUUGUCAAGUGUAUGAAAACCCAGAGACUAGCCUAUAUGGUAUAUGUUUGUGACUCCUUUUUUUUUUUCUUCUUUUAAUUGCUUGCUGUAUUGUGUGUAUGCAAGAGUGAAAGAAAAGAGAGGGAGUAUGAUUGUGGAGCAAUCAGAGUUAUAUUACUGGUUAUUGGAAUAUAGAAAAAUUUAUGCAAAAAAAGGAAAAAAAAAAAUUUAAGUCAUCCCUGAAUUAAAUAUCCGUUGUAUCAGAGGUCACCAUCACAUUCUUAGAUUUGGUCAUGAUCAUUAUUAAAGGUAUACUUAUCUGUA
Molecule: messenger RNA, 3812 nt
Organism: Acanthopagrus latus (yellowfin seabream)
Lineage: Eukaryota; Metazoa; Chordata; Actinopteri; Spariformes; Sparidae
Gene: ythdf1
Product: YTH N(6)-methyladenosine RNA binding protein 1
Exons: 6
Coding region: 383-2251 (622 amino acids)
Biological process (GO): mRNA destabilization
Cellular component (GO): cytoplasm
Molecular function (GO): mRNA binding; N6-methyladenosine-containing RNA reader activity
Source: RefSeq, a predicted model, not a curated record